CCACAGCUUUCUGCAGAAAGGGUCCUGAUCAGAAAUGGUCAAUGUUCUCAAGGGAAUGCUGAUUGAGUGUUUCUUCUGCAUCUGGAUGAGACCAGUGCUUUAGGAAGGCGCUUCAUCCUCCAGGAUCUGGAUGACAUGCACCUGUUCAUUUCCAGCGAUAUUUACGACACCCUCCAGGCUCGCAUUGACGACUUAAUGGAUCAGAUCAGCUUCCCGUUGGUGGAGAAGUAAGUGCACUGCUGAACGCCAGAUCGUGUCCCUCCUGUGUCCACCGGGCCAGAGGAUGACGUCACGCGCGCGGGCCGCGUCGCACGUAGUACUGGACGAGGCGUCCCGCCGCCGUCGUCAACGGAAGGCGCUCGAGGCGCUCGAGCAGGACAACUUUCACGAUGACCCGCACGCCAACCUGGUGAUGCACAAGAAAGCGCCCAAGUUUGAGGAGUCGCUGGAUGGCAAGACCCGCCCCGACCGCAAGCGCAAGGCGCGCAGCUUCGAGUACUUCAAACAACGGUUCCGCAAGACAUUCUCGUCACUGCUCGAGGAGGAGCAACAGCAACAGCAACAGCAGCAACAACAACAGCAGCAGCAGCAGCAGCAGCCAGAGCCGCAGCCGCCCAGCUACAGCUCGGCGCGGGCGCCGGCCAGCAACCGACCGGAGCGCCGCCUCUGCGCCGUCUGCGGCUUCCCCAGCAACUACACGUGUGUGCAGUGCGGCGCGCGCUUCUGCUGCGUGCGCUGCCAGCACACACAUCAGGAGACGCGUUGUCUCAAGUGGACGUCAUGAGCGUGCCGGCGGCGGCCAGGGAACUCAGGCGGCCUGAGGGCGCCCCAUGAUGGCCGGCGGAUGUGGCCAGUCUGGGCCCCGAGGGCUAUCCAGGGUGGAAAGUCGGUGCUGUGGUCAGGGUGGCGUCCAGUGCGUGGCGUCAGCUCGCUUCGGUACGGAAGUGUUCAUUAGACCACGGGGCUGCGACGGUCAGAAUCAGCGUGCGCGCUUGUGAUAGGCGAAGUUGAGAAUUGAGCCCGUGAUUGUAAUUGUCUGUGUGGUGGAUGCGUAGCACAAAUUGCGCCCGCACAACAGUUCGACGUUUUAGUUGUGUACCAUGUCUGGUCGUGGUAUCUGUGGUCUCGGGUCUGUCUCAGUUCGGCCUUGCAUUUUGCAUUUCGCUCAAGUGCUUCAUGAUUGCUUUAACCACAACCUAAGGUUCCCCCAUGAGCAGAAAUACGAUCAGAUUAAGCUAGC
This is a messenger RNA of Pollicipes pollicipes, 1240 nucleotides long. RefSeq names its product zinc finger HIT domain-containing protein 1. Lineage: Eukaryota; Metazoa; Arthropoda; Thecostraca; Pollicipedomorpha; Pollicipedidae. Gene Ontology annotation, biological process: chromatin remodeling. The transcript has 4 exons. The record is from RefSeq and is a predicted model, not a curated record. The coding region runs from base 284 to 784 and encodes 166 amino acids.